AUGGCAGACAUUCCAAAAUCUGUAGUACAGAAAUUAAUGAUUUUUACUGCGCUCAUGAUCAUCUUCCCGUUGACUACAUUUUUUACUGUUCAAUUUUUUACAUCCAAUAGUAUAAUAAGCGGCGGGUUGAGUGCAUUUGCAGCAAACGUAGUACUCAUUGGGUUUAUUGUGGUUGCUUUUAAUGAGGACACAUCUCAAUUGGCUCCAUCAGACGAACUGGCUGAAAAAUUUGAGAGCAAAAAACAUUUGUAG
Messenger RNA from Lodderomyces elongisporus, 252 nucleotides. RefSeq lists its product as uncharacterized. Gene Ontology annotation, cellular component: endoplasmic reticulum membrane. The record is from RefSeq and is a predicted model, not a curated record. Gene Ontology annotation, biological process: vacuolar proton-transporting V-type ATPase complex assembly. Bases 1 to 252 code for a protein of 83 amino acids. The transcript is spliced from 2 exons. NCBI's taxonomy places the organism in Eukaryota, Fungi, Ascomycota, Pichiomycetes, Serinales, Debaryomycetaceae.